AUGGCCAGCGAGCGCAGCGGGAGCUUCAACUUCAACUACGGCGGCGGGCGCGCCAAGUCCGAGAGCGCGCGCUUCGAGGGCCUUCGCGGCUUCUUCGCCUGGGAGGACGAGACGGACCCCGCGUGGAAGGCCGCGGUCAUGGCCCAUGGCGGCGGCGUGCCCAAGUUUGGGACCAAGGCCGAGUGCGAAGAGUUCGUCAAGGCGCAGUGCGCGCCGGGCUCGAACCCCGACUUCCCGAACCUCCAGCACAUCUUUACGAUGCUCGUGACGUGGAACCAGAUCCGCGACAUCCUCUUGCCGGCGAUGGCCGUGGUCGACGCCAAGUACCCGUACGUGCCCCACCGGUCGCCCGUCCGGGCCGAGAACCGGUUCGUCGACAGCGCAGUCGAAAGCGGCGUCACGUGGCGCACGGAGCUGCCGUUCCAUCGCGAGACGAACCGCGAGUCGACAAUGCACACUCUCAAGUACCUCUUCUUCCACAUGCGUUGCGGCAUCUUCGUCAUGAUCCGCGCCGGCAAGGUCGUGCUCUUCGCGCCGUUCGUCAACAAGGACUAUGAGAACAACUGGGCCGAGUUUCUCAAGUUUGACUCGUCGGACGGGAGCUUCAAGGCCUACUACGAAGAGAAGCGCAACCACUACCGCCGGGAAAACAUCAUUCCCGAUAUCCGCAAGUGGUGGGCCAACGGCAACAUCAUCUGCAACGAGCACUGCAAGGACAACCGCCAGCUCGACGAGACGCAGUACUGGGGCGACCAGUUCCUCGCCCAGCUUCGCGACAUGCUCGACGACUGUUGCAAGCACCGCGACCUGCCCGACUGUGAGUUUUUCAUCAACAAGCGCGACUACCCGCAUCUCAAGAACAACCUCUCGGAGCCGUAUGGAUUUCUCUUUGACCGGGACGACCGCAACCCGGACGAGGACCUGCCGCUCACGCAGUACAAGUUCCCGUCGUACGCGCCGAUCAUGAGCUUCUACAUCUCCAACCGCUUUGCCGACAUUCCGUUUCCUUGCUCGGAAGACUGGGAAGCCGCGACCGGUCUCGUCUUCCCGCCGUCGUUCCAGCACACGCACUGCCACCACUGCCCGUGCAAGAACAAGCGCAACUGCGAGGCCAACUGGGAGUGCUUUUGCCCCGGCGACCGCAAGUACCACGGCAUCUCGACGGUGCGCGACUUGUUUACGGCGAGCAACUUUAAAAAGUUUGAUCUGCCCUGGGAAGACAAGGUCGACACGGCGUUCUUCCGCGGUACAGCGACGGGCGGCGGCACCACGAUUGACACGAACCAGCGCCUCCACCUCGCCCACCUCUCCAAUUUGUGGAAGACCGAGUCCGAGUACCACCACUUGAUGCACCCGCUGCCGUAUCUGGACGCGGAGAUCACGGCGUGGAACCUGCGCGACAAGAAGAUCGCCAAGAACCCGAUGACGUUUGUGCGCAAGGAGCGCUUCCAGGGCCGCGGCGAGUUCACGGCCGGGAAGCACCACUACAUUCCCAUGUACGAGCAGUCCAAGUACAAGUACAUUUUGUACGUCGAGGGCCACUGCGCAGCGAACCGCUAUGCGUUCCUCAUGCGCCUCGGCGGCGUCAUCCUCAAGGUCACGUCCAAGUGUGUCGCCGACGAAAUGUGGUACACACCGCUGCUGCAGCCAAUGGUCGACCACGUCCCGAUCAAGCCCGACCUCUCGGACCUUGCUGAGAAGAUCCAGUGGUGCCGCGACAACGACGACAAGUGCCGCGAGAUUGCAGCGCGCGCCAAGUGGCUCUACGACAACUACGUCUCGAAGGAAGGCAUCCACGACUACAUGGAGAUGAUCACGACGCAGAUUGCGCAAAAGUACGUCCACGCACCCACGCGGUUUGGCUACGUCCGCCCCAAGGAAGACGUGCAGCCGCCGUCGAUGCGUCCAACGCACCCGCACUCGUGCGUUGGCGGCAGCAACAACCAGCCCGGCCGUGUCUGCCGCGGCUGCAAGGACGGUGAGGCCGAGUACCGCGUCCAGCGCCAAAAGCUGGAUGAAGACGACGAAAAGUACGGCGCCAACAAGCCAUUGCAAUACGACAACUACCGUCAAGGCGGUGGUCGUGGGCGCGGCCGCGGUGGCUACAGCCAACAGAACAGCAACUCCCGCAACAGCGGGUACCAGGCGCCAAGGGGACCGCCCGCGGAGAAGUCGUGUCGCCGCUGUCGCCGCAAGAUCUCUCUCUGCAUGUGCUCGCGCCAUUGA
Saprolegnia diclina VS20 is the source of this 2226-nucleotide messenger RNA. RefSeq lists its product as hypothetical. The transcript is spliced from 9 exons. Lineage: Eukaryota; Oomycota; Saprolegniomycetes; Saprolegniales; Saprolegniaceae. The record is from RefSeq and is a predicted model, not a curated record. Bases 1 to 2226 code for a protein of 741 amino acids.